UUGGGAUUCAGUGUGGCAGCAAGGGAAAUCAGUGGAAUCUGGGCUAUCUGGGAAAAGGGCAGUCGGUGAAAACCGGCACUAAACCGGCAAGAAUCCCGGCGAAGUGUCCACCGUGACACCGCAGAAGCUCCCGGCGGACUCCUCUGUCCCGUCUCCCGCUGCUGGCUGCGGUUUUUCCUCCCUGGAUCCGCACAGUUACUGACCUGUAGAUGAGAUGGAAGAUGCCGACUCGUCUGCGAGCACUCGAGAAGUAAAGUAGACGACCAUAAUCUGCUGGUGACCGAAGCAGCUGUGAGGAGGUGUUUGGUGUACUUUGGCUGAUUGAAUCAUCACUGUGUGCUGCGCUCCAGCUGGACUGAGCUGUUAGCAGACCAAAGAUGGAUCAGCUGUCAGAUGAGGAGGUGGAGGUCAGAGAGGAGGAGGAGGAGGAAGAGGAGGACAGUGACAAGGAGGACCAGGACCUGGAUAAGAUGUUUGGUGCCUGGCUGGGAGAGCUGGACAAACUGACACAGAGCCUGGAUGACGGUCGCUCGGAACGGCCACCUCAGGAGAAGCCUCCGCUCAGACAGGAGACCAACAUAGCCAACUUCUCCUACAGAUUCUCCAUGUAUAACAUCAACGAGGCCUUGAAUCAGAGGGAGAAUGUGGAUCUUGAUGCUCUCAUGGCCGACCUCUGCUCCAUCGAACAGGAACUCAGCACCGUCAACGCCAAACCAAACAGCUCUGGUAGCAUGGCCCGUCUGGGCAUAACCGAUACCAAGGUUCGCCAGAAGCCCCCAGCUGGGCGCAGCAGCAGGCAGCAGCCAGCAGGGGGCAGCAGCAGUGCUGCCGGCAGUGGUAGUAACAGCGUUAGCGGUGGGGGUGGCGGCAGCGGGGCGAGCAGUAGCAGCAGCAGCACCAGGGCAUCACCAGCUGGCACCAUCAGAGCUCCCGCUGGGCAGCACGGGAGACCAGCCCUGGCUUCUAACUUCAGUCUGGAUGACAUCACAGCCCAGCUGGAGAAGGCUUCGCUCAGUAUGGACGAAGCUGCUCGUCAGACCUCCUCCCACUCUCUUAGCUCAGCCUCCUCCUACGCAUCAUCGGCCACGAUGCGAAGGCCCGGAUCCUCUCAGAGGCAGCAUCGACGCACAGGAUCGGUCGGCACGGUCAGCGAACAUGAGGCACGUUCGAUUGUCCACUCGUCACGCUCCUCCGUCACCUCAGCAUCCGGAGUUUCCGUUAACUCGGCUUCUUCCAUGGACUCGCUGGACAGCGUUCUGUGCGCUGACUCAGACGGCCAGCAAGUGGCGCCCCCAGUAGAAGGAGCCAGUCGAGGUCAUCCCAACACGGAGCACUCGUAUUUGGACAGGGAAACCUCGCUGAUUUUGAGAAACAUAGCGGGAAAACCUUCUCACCUACUGACCAAGGAGGAGCAGGCUGCCAAACUGAAGGCAGAGAACAUCCGAGUGGCCCUCGAGAAGAUCAAGGAGGCCCAGGUGAAGAAGCUGGUGAUUCGUGUUCAUCUGUCAGACGAGAGCUCAAAGACCAUGAUGGUGGACGAACGGCAAACAGUCAGACAGGUUCUGGACAGUUUGCUGGAGAAAUCUCACUGUGGCUACAGUGCGGACUGGUCACUGGUGGAAACCAUCAGCGAGUUGCAGAUGGAGCGGAUCUUUGAGGAUCACGAGAACCUCGUGGAGAACCUGCUGAACUGGACCAGAGACAGCCAGAACCGCCUGAUGUUCACUGAGCGUAUAGAGAAGUAUGCUCUGUUCAAAAACCCCCAGAACUACUUGUUGGGGAGGAAGGAGACAUGCGAGAUGGCCGAGAGGAACAAGGAGGCUCUGUUAGAGGAGUGUUUCGGGGGCAGCUCAGUGUCCGUCCCUGAGAUGGAGGGUGUCUUAUGGCUGAAGGAGGAUGGCAAAAAGUCCUGGAAGAAGCGCUACUUUCUGCUGAGGGCUUCAGGCAUCUACUACGUUCCCAAGGGCAAGGCCAAGGCAUCCAGAGACCUGGCGUGUUUCCUCCAGCUGGAUCAUGUUAAUGUCUACCUUGGUCAGGACUACAAGAGCAAGUACAAGGCUCCCACAGACUACUGCAUGGUGCUGAAGCACCCUCAGAUCCAGAAGAAGUCCCAGUACAUCAAAUAUCUCUGCUGUGAUGAUGUCAGAACCCUGCAGCAGUGGAUCAACAGUAUUCGCAUCGCUAAGUACGGGAAGCAGCUGUACAUCAACUUCCAGGAGGCAAUGAGGAGGUCGGAGGCAGCCUAUGAUUGGUCCUCCCUGUCUUCGUCUUCCAUCAAGUCUGGAUCCAGCUCCUCCAGCCUUCCAGAAUCCCAGUCCAACCACUCGAGCCAGUCAGACAGUGGUGUAUCAGAGAUGACAUCAUUGGGCCACACCCGCUCCCAGAGUGUCGUCAGCUCCAUUUUCUCUGAUGCUUGGAGGAGAGGAACGCAAGGAGAGAUGAUGAAGAUCGACCCGAUCAGUAGACCCAUCCCUGUGCAGAUACCCAGCCUCUCCCCCCAGCCUCAGACUCCACCAUCCCAGACCAGCUUCACUGACAGCCUCGUCCCAUCUGAGGAUUCCUCCCCGUCACCACCGUCGCCUCCUGCACUGCCCCCUGUAGCGAGCGUGGCCCAUCAGCCGGCACCUCCCGCCUCGUACGUGAAGUACAGCACGCUGGCUCACCUGCAGAGCCAGAACCAAUCCAGACCACAGCAGGCGGGUGCCCCCCCACCCUCACUUUCCAACUACAACACCCUUCCAGCUGCCUACAGCACCUCCCCUCAGCUACCACCAUCUCCUCCCCCUCCUCCUCCUCCCACGGCACCAGCGCCGGGCUCAGCCAUGGCAGCAUUGAAAUUUGGCCCUCCAAGCCCAUCCGCUCUUCCACCACCACCCCCACUGGAGAAGGAGCUGACACAGGAGCCCUCCUAUCUCCCACCCCCUCCUCCCCCUGAGAGCCCGGAUGCCAAUGGGUUGCCACCUCCACCACCUCCAGAGCCCAUCCCUAGCUCAUGCACUCAACUCUCCAACACGGGCCUCCAACAGUUCCUGUCACAGAAGUUUCCCAACAUGGUGUAUGACUUCAGCCCAGCAGUGCCUGAGGAUAACUCUCCCCCACCUCCACCUCCCGCUGAGCUGUCUCCUCCAGCCUCCCUGCAAGGUCUCCGACCUCUGUCACCUAAUGCACCACCUCCUGCACCUCCCAAAACCUUCACUGGAGGAUUUCCCCCUCUCACUGCUCCCAAACCCUCAGGCCCCUCUUCCCUUCCCAUCGCACUCUCACCUGUGUCUCCAACACAGCCACAGGUUGGACACGGAUCAUUUAAAAAGCAGCAGAGUUUCUCCACUGGACACUCCCCAAAUCAGCCACCUCCCACUCUGCCAAAGCAGCACAGCCUUUCAUCCAAAAAUCUCGCCACCUCUCCCUCUUCCACCUCCUCUUCUGUCUCCAUUGCAGCUGCUACCUCCUCUUUGGUCAAACAAAUUGUCAAUCAGUUCCCAGGAAACUCCUCCCCUAACUCCAACAUGGAGGGAUCCAAGAUCGCUGCCCCUCUGUCUCCUCCAGCAGUUAAGGCCAAACCAAAGUGGCAACCUGGCAGUGUCGUGGCUCCACAAUCCCCAGAGUUCCCUCCACCUCCUCCCGACAGCUCCCUGGGAGAGUUCCCUCCUCCUCCCUCUUCUUCUUCGUCCUCCAAGACAAGUUCGCCCAUAAAGAAGUCGCCUUCCUCCUCGUCCACAGGAUCCUCCAAACGGGGACCUCCACCUACCCCUCAGAGAGCCUCCUCUAUCCGCUCCAGUUCAUCAGGAGAGACCCAGGAGGAGAGGCCCAAGACAGUUGAGAGCCUGGUUAGCAAAUUUGGCCAAGCUCCUCAAAUGGGGACCUCAUCGAGCUCCUCGUCAGCGACAGGGUCGCCUUCUAAAGACUCUUCCUCGCUUCCUGCUCCGCUACCCAAACCAGGGAAACUGAAUCUGGCGAACCUGCCGCUGGCGCUCCAGGGACUGCAGACCGGGCAGCACCACCAGCCAUCUGAGUUUCAGUGUCCUCUGCCCCCACCUCCUCCUUCCCAGCCUCCUCACCUCGAUUCAUCCCCAGACUACUUCCCACCUCCCCCCAGUGACUCUGAGCUCUUUCCUCCUCCUCCUCCCCACCCAUCAGAUUUUCACCAACCCCCAAAAGUGGCAGUGGUAAACCCCCAGCCCCAGAUGCAGUCACACCAACAUCCGGCAACCUCCUCCUUAUCCUCGUCAUCAUGGAAACAAGGGUCACUGAAAAAGGGGGCGGUCCUUCCUCCAACACUGAACCGGCGAAUGAGCAACACGGCCCAGUACGAUAAUACAACUUCAAUGCCCCUCUCACCACCACCUCUCUCUCAGACCCCACCCCCAUCACUGUCUUCUUAUUCCUCCUCACCUGUUCCCCCCACCUCCCCCAAAUCAGUUGCUCCAGGUUCCCUGGCACUAAAAUCUCACUUCCUGGAAGACCUAAACCGAACCCUUAAGAGGAAGUCUGUGUCUCGCCACGGCUCGCUUACCUCCUCCCACCUCAUCUCCUCCUCCAAGAUGGAGCUUGUGGGCACCAUGGACGACAUGGCACUCCUCCCCGCUCCUCCACCUGAGCUCCUGCAGCAACAGCAGCAGCAGGGAGUCCGAGGACACUCUCAGACUUUAUCUCGCCACCACGCACACUCCCACUCCGCCAAACACGCCAACAUCUCAGGCUAUGCAACGCUGCGGCGAGGCCCGCCUCCUGCUCCGCCGAAACGGGACCAAAGCACCAAACUGACCAGUGAGUGGUAGGGGAAGGAGGACCCUGUGGGUGGAGCUUAAAUAACUGAACUCACCAAUUCGGUGUAAUUGUUUCUGAAGAGAAAGAAUAAUUAAUGUCUCUCUCUGCUCGUCCGUCUCUCUCCAUCCUAAACCAUCCACCCUUGGACUCUGAGAAAGUAGCAAGUGUCCUACUCUUAAUCUCAGACCCUGAUUGUUAAUAUUAACCUCAUUACUCUUAUCAUUAACAAUACAUGUUUAAUCCAGUAAGUAUGAAAUAUGUAUAUAUCUGUAUACAAGCAAAGCAGAAAAGUCACCUAUCGAGCUUUUUUCACAGUGUCUGUGCAGCUUAAUCGAAACACGACAAGAGACAAAGACUUUAAUGGCAACAGAGACCUUUGCUGCAAAACAACAGGUACUGCAUGGAGCAGUGGCAGUAAUGUUACUGAUUAAGGGAAGGAGGGAAUAAUUGAAGGACGGCACGGUGUGUAAAUGUGUAUUGUGAACUGAGGGGGGGGGGGCGGGAAGGCGGGGAGCCCUUAGAGGGAGGUUUGCCAUUUAUUUCCAACUGUUUUUGUGUGUGUUUUUAUAUAAGAUUAUUUAAUACUGGAAAGAUAUUGUUGUUAUAGUUAUUUUAAGAUUUUAAGAAGUGUCCGGAGCGAAUGAGUUUAACUGGGGAUGGGUCUGCCUUCUUCUCUAAAGAUCUGGGCUGCCAAAACUGUUAUACAGCCAGUUCCUCUGGGUUUAUAUUUGGGUCAUUUCUAAAUAAGUCUCUUUUUUUCCACUCUUAACCUCUUAACAAACCGCCAAGUAACUAGCAAACUAUUUAGGGUUAGGUUGCAUUUUAGCCACAUGUUAAACAAGCCGAGUUUCAGAAACAAGAAGAUGCUACUUUUGAAAUCAAGUCCCUCCAUAGAAAGGAGCAGAUGUGAGGUUAAUGUUACGCAGGUUCACUGAUGACCUGCUGCAUGUUAAGAGAUUGACAGCUUCGCGGCUGAUUGGUUGCUGCCUCCCAGGAGGUAAAACCAAUUGGUUGAAUAUCUGCUGAUUGAAAACAUGUUGUAUGUCAGGCAGACAUUCAACCAGGGAUGCUGGGCACAGAUUAUAAACAAAUUAGGACUGAAAUUACAUCACACAAGUAUAUUUGCGCCAGUUGUUUUCUCGUCUUCCCUCUGUAGAGCCGUCGGGAUAGAGCUGGACUUCUUUUCUCUCAGCUGUCUGUAUUUAAGUGUUAUGAUGAGUCAGGUUUAAUUCUCUGAGCUCAGCUUUAGUCAAAUCAAACACAUCCUUACAUUUUAAUGACAGACAUAAUCACCACAUUGUUUAAACAGAAACUGUGUCAUCAGUGAGUGAUGGCUAGAAGGCUCGGGUGGUAUUCUCCCCACCCUGUCACAGCAGAUGGUGGGCCUCCCUCAAUGUUGUGGAGCUCUUCCUGUUAAAAGGAAGGUCAUACCCCUCGCUGUCACCACACUGUCCUCACAGAAUAUCAUCACACUGUAACGUCUUUGCCCGCACUAGUACAAGGCACUGAGCCACUCGUUUUGGUCCUAUUGAAUAAACAGGUCAUUCAUUAAGUUCAUUAUGCAAAUCCUUGUCAUGCUGUGUUUAUCAGGUAUACUUGUAACUGACAAGUCAUUAGCCGAAGAGCGUUUCACAGUCAGACCUUCAAUGGAAAUGGGUUAAAUGGAAAUUAAAAUGUAGACUGAUGCAGCGAUCUCAAAGUAAGAAAACCACCCAGCGUGUGGCUAAUGUUUGAAGUGCUAGCACUAGCUGAUGCUAGCCUUCCAUGUGUAAGCUGUGUCAGUGUCAGUAAUUUGUUUUUUUUCUGGGUCAUGGCUGAGUGAAAUUUACAAGAUACUUUCCAACUGUGCAAGCUGGGGUCAGGGUGGGGGGGAGAUGCAGACAAAGUUUUUGUACAUAGAAAAAUAUCCAAACAUGAAAUAACCUGGUAAAAUAUGACAAAAAUACUGUCCAAGCCUAAUAGUCCACCAAUGAAAGAAGACUGUACGAGUGUGUGUUGUUUUAACUAUUAUUCAGUCACUUUGUUAGUUAGUGAAAGUGUGCGACCACUGAAGUAAUUAAACACUAAAGGAUAUGCUGGGAACAAGUGCCUGAAAAGCAACAUGCUCAAACUGUUAAAAGCAUUGUGUUUACAUCACGCCCUGACCACCCUAAAGCCUGGAGUCGUAUGAUCUGUGACAGACUCACUAGCAUCUUUGUGUGACGAUGUAGCCAAAAAACACUCAUCCGGAAAAACCGUAGGACGAGCUUUUAUGGGGGCAACAACCAGAUAGGAUGACCGAGAGUAGCACAGCGCUCUGUCGGCCUUAAUGUCUCAUUACUGGAACAUGCUUUUGAAAAGAACAACAGCUUCUAUUAAGACAGGCUCAGGUGCAAUUAACUCAUAGAGCCAUUAAAUGCACAAUUUCACUUUUCUAUUUACUUUUGCACCCCCUGGUGGUGUUUUUUUUAAAGCGUGGAUGGGGCUUCAGUCAACUGCAAGUAUUUUGAGCCCUGUUUAAACAGUAACACUGUUCACACUGAGCUCUGAAACAUCCAUAUCUUACCCUGAUGUUAACCUUUGGAGUUUAAAUAUCUAUCAGAUUAAGGUGACAGCUCUGUGAACUGUUUACCUACAAGAUUCACUGGUUGCAGGAUCCCACCCACAUGUUGUUAAACAUUUAGGGUUAACGUUUGGUUAAAAUAAUAUUUUUGGGGCUGUGGGUAAAUCAUUGUGGAUAUUGUUCAGCAGUGCCUGACAUGAGGAAAGAGCACCCUGUUAAAAAAAUACACUUCUCUGGUGCCAAGAGGCAUUUUUAAGGACUCUAAAAGCAAUGGCAUAUAAGAAGGAGUGGAUACAACCCAUGACACUGUCAGUCAGCUAUCGUAGUUAGCCUGUAUAAGUCGGUAGAUAAAGUCACACAUGAAUGAUUCUGUUUUUAGCAACAUGUCUUCUGAUAGGACGUUUCAGGCCAGUCGAGUAGUUAGUCUGAUGCUCCAUCCUUCCGCUCUUAUAGUUACUGAAACUCGCUCUGUCAUUUUUGAUAAAGUUUUUAAAUCAAUUUUCUGAUCAUUCUUUUUCAUUUUAUGUGCCGCUUAACCUCACUCUGUCUGUACCUUCCAGUUUUUAAUCCUGUCUGAUGAAAAUCCUCUGCAUGACAUGUCACCACCACUGCACCAGCACAGAUGCCAAAAAUAUGAUAUUCCUGCCCCAGUUUGGCAAUCAUCUCCGCUUUCAGUUGUUUUUUCCCCCUCUGGUUUGUAAUUAUGGUGAGAAAAUGGUUUAAGUUCGUUUUAACAUUACAACCGCCUGUUUUGUGAUAUUGUUGGGGAGGUUGGAGGGAUUCACCUGAGAGAAAUACUUCCUAUAACCCGCUACCCUGCAGGAAAGUACUCACUCGGUGUAUUUCAGCGACACUCGAGAUACAGUUUGACGCUGAUUGAUGUCUUGAAAAUGUCUUGCUCAAGGACACUCAGCAGAGCACAUGGCUGUUUGGUGUCACGACUGCUGUUGCAUUUAAAAUAAAGGAGAAAUGAUUCAAA
Messenger RNA from Pelmatolapia mariae (spotted tilapia), 8288 nucleotides. It is a transcript of the gene raph1a, whose product is annotated as Ras association (RalGDS/AF-6) and pleckstrin homology domains 1a. Bases 378 to 4778 code for a protein of 1466 amino acids. Gene Ontology annotation, biological process: signal transduction. The record is from RefSeq and is a predicted model, not a curated record. The transcript has 21 exons. Gene Ontology annotation, cellular component: cytosol; plasma membrane. Lineage: Eukaryota; Metazoa; Chordata; Actinopteri; Cichliformes; Cichlidae.